Odobenus rosmarus divergens (Pacific walrus) is the source of this 1606-nucleotide messenger RNA. RefSeq names its product metallo-beta-lactamase domain containing 2 (gene MBLAC2). The coding region runs from base 23 to 862 and encodes 279 amino acids. The transcript is spliced from 2 exons. The record is from RefSeq and is a predicted model, not a curated record. NCBI's taxonomy places the organism in Eukaryota, Metazoa, Chordata, Mammalia, Carnivora, Odobenidae.
CUCGACCGCACCCCUGCCCAGCAUGUCCGCCCUCGAGUGGUACGCCCACAAGUCCCUGGGCGACGGCAUCUUCUGGAUUCAGGAACGCUUCUAUGAGUCGGGCAACCGCGCCAACAUAUGGCUGGUGCGCGGUUCCGAGCAAGAUGUGGUGAUCGAUACGGGCCUGGGGCUGCGCAGCCUCCCAGAGUACCUGUACUCCUCCGGUCUCUUGCAGGAUCACGGGGCCAAAGAGGACGCGGCGUGCCGGCCACUGCUGGCGGUGGCCACCCACGUGCACUUCGACCACUCCGGAGGCCUCUACCAGUUCGACCGGGUGGCCGUGCAUCAUGCCGAGGCCGAGGCACUGGCUCGCGGGGACAACUUUGAGACCGUGACCUGGCUGUCUGACAGCGAGGUGGUGCGGGCGCCCAGCCCCGGCUGGAGGGCCAGGCAGUUCCGAGUGCAGGCGGUACAGCCCACCCUCAUCCUGCAGGAUGGGGAUGUGAUCAACCUUGGUGACAGACAGCUCACUGUUAUGCACAUGCCUGGUCACUCCAGAGGCAGUAUUUGCUUACAUGACAAAGACCGGAAGAUUCUCUUCAGUGGAGAUGUCGUGUAUGAUGGAUCACUGAUUGACUGGCUCCCAUACAGCAGGAUAAGUGACUAUGUUGGAACCUGUGAACGUCUGAUAGAAUUAGUGGACAGAGGUCUGGUAGAGAAAGUGCUUCCUGGGCACUUCAAUACCUUUGGUGCUGAAAGGCUUUUUCGAUUGGCUUCUAACUAUAUUUCAAAAGCUGGGAUAUGUCACAAAGUUUCCACUUUUGCCAUGCGAUCUCUUGCGAGUUUAGCCUUACGUGUAACAAAUUCUAGGACCUCACCCUAGUAUCUAUACUGAUAACCUAUUAUGAUUAGUUCUAUAAAUUAAUCCAAUUCAUUUUGUGUUGUUUAAAGUGAUUAAUAGUGAGCAUUUCAAGAAGUGCUUUAUUAGAGAGAAAAAGAUUGAGAGUAAGCCAAAAAAGGAGGUUCUUUCUUUAAAUUUUUUCUUUCUUCCAAAUAAGAAAUCAAUAAAAUAAGCUUAUAAUUUGCCAAGCUGUCAUCUUAUAAUAUUUGUCACCUUGUAAUAUCCAGAAAUGACAUAGAACUAUACGUGAAAGCAAGGAGGCAUUUUGCAGUAACAGAAAGAGCUGUCCCUGCCUCCCAUUUGUCUUAUUUUAUUUCCUAGAUGACCUAGAAAAAGAGGCAUAAAGUUUUAUGUUUAUACUCCAAACUUGAUAUUUUUAGUAUAUUAUUUAAAGGUAAAGGUUCUUGAGUUUAAAAUACAUUAGUAGUCAAUACAAACAUAUAAAUUAACAUUUAAAAUGACAGCUAAAACAGUCCAUGUUAUGGCACAGAAUUUUUAUGCUUCGUUUAUUUAUUCUUAAUGUAAUUAUAGCAUACAUUAUAUGUUGUGUAAUUUUACUUACAAAGAGUACAAUGAAUUUUGUUUAUUGCAAAGCUUUAAAUAUAACUUGCAGAGUGCUUCGGUAAAAAGCUACUAAUAGCAUUGUCUGUUAUGUGCGUGUAAUAUUUUCAAUCAUAAAAGUGAAAUUCAAAUGUCUGUAAUCUAAUUACAAAUUGUCAGAUUUCU